Messenger RNA from Phyllostomus hastatus (greater spear-nosed bat), 735 nucleotides. RefSeq names its product interleukin 26 (gene IL26). The transcript has 5 exons. Bases 26 to 541 code for a protein of 171 amino acids. Lineage: Eukaryota; Metazoa; Chordata; Mammalia; Chiroptera; Phyllostomidae. The record is from RefSeq and is a predicted model, not a curated record.
CUGGCCCAGGGUGAGGUGGAGGGAAAUGCGGGGGAAUUGCAUUUUGAAGUCUGGGUUGCUGUUUGUCACUCUGUCUCUUGCUAUUGCCAAGCACAAGCAAUCUCACUUCGCCAAGAGCUGUUACCCAAGGGGAACCCUGUCGCGGGCUGUUGACAUGCUCUAUGUCAAGGCGGCGUGGCUCAAGGCAACAAUUCCAGAAGACCACAUAAAAAAUAUACGAUUAUUAAAAAAGAAAUCAAAAAAGCUAUUCCUGAAAAACUGCAGAUUCCAAGAACAGCUUCUGUCUUUCUUCAUGGAAGACGUGUUUGGCCAACUCCAAUUACAAGUUUGCAAGGAAAUACACUUUGUCGAAGAAUUUCAUAGCCUCAGGCAGAAAUUGAGCCGCUGUAUUUCCUGUACUUCAUCAGCUAGAGAAAUGAAAUCCAUUACCAGGAUAAAAAGAACCUUUUAUGGAAUUGGAAACAGAGGAAUCUACAAAGCCAUCACUGAACUGGAUAUUCUUCUUUCCUGGAUUAAACAAUUCCUGGAAAGUAUUAAGUAAUGCAAGAAAUUAAGCACAUUGAUUUAAUUUUUAUUUUGAAAUACAAUGAGAACAACUAGCAAUAAAUUUAUAAAUGCAUUUCCUUUUAAAAUUUUAUAUAUAGUACUGAUAUCAAAUUUAGAUUCAGAUUAGACUAGAGAAAUUUGACAAAAUAAAAUUUUAGAGUACUUUCAUUCUGAAUAUGUUUUGUUAUU